CAAGGAAGUGACCAGAUAAGUGAUUUGGGUGAGUUCUGUACUAUCUGUAGUGACAUACAGUGAGCUAACAGCAGGAGUGAAGCGGGGCGAAAGAGAGCUCAGAGCUGCAGCAGUGAAGCUCGAGUGUCAGCUGGACAAUUCAGACCUUCCCUCAGAGCCUUGUUCGUGUGCUGUGAUUGGAAAAUGAGUUUCCUAUCCUAUCUGUCUGUGACAUGGAGCCUGGUCAUUCUGGUGGUCACUCUUUUGUUAAUUUACAGCGUUUGGCCGUAUGGAUUCUUUAAGAACCUGGGGAUCCCAGGGCCAAGGCCUUGGCCCUUCUUGGGAACCUUCCUGUCCUACAGAAAGGGUUUUUACAAUUUCGACAUGGAGUGCUUUAAGAAAUAUGGGAAGGUUUGGGGGAUAUAUGAUGGAAGGUUACCAGUACUGAUGAUCUUAGAUCUUGAAAUGAUCAAGGUUAUUAUGGUAAAGGAAUGUUUCUCAACCUUCACUAAUAGAAGAGACGCAAAUAUGGAUUUGGCAGGUCCCUUCGCUGACGGGAUAACUGUAGUCAAAGAUGAAAAGUGGAAACGAAUCCGUGCUUCGCUCUCUCCGUUCUUUACAAGCGGACGACUUAAGGAGAUGUUUCCUAUUGCUGAUAAAUAUGCAGAUCGCUUCAUAGACAAUUUGAAGAAAAGAAACCCAGGGGAAUCGAUCAAAAUUAAAGAGGUCUUUGCUCCCUUUACCAUGGAUGUGGUCACCAGUGCCUCCUUCAGUGUUGAAAUUGAUUCCAUGAACAACCCUAAUGAUCCAUUUGCCAUCCAGAUCAAGAAAUUUUUCAACUUCAACUUCUUCAGUCCCUUAAUCCUGCUAAUUACCAUCUUUCCCUUCACUACUUCGAUUUUGUCCAAAAUGGGACUGACCUUGUUUUCGAAGUCAGUUAUGGAAUUUUUCUACAGUGCGCUGAGGAAGAUCAAAGACCAGCACAACGCUAAUGAAAAUAGGCGAGUGGACUUCCUGCAGCUCAUGAUCCAAAGCCAAAUAUCUGACGAGCAAGCUGAAAAAGCUGAUAAUCAACCAAGCAAAGGCUUGACCGAUCAUGAGAUUCUUUCCCAGUCCUUCAUUUUCAUCCUGGGAGGAUAUGAGACCACCAGCACCACCCUCACCUAUCUACUAUAUAAUCUCACAACAAACCCUGACUGCAUGAACAAACUGGUGGAGGAGAUUGAUGCAAACUUUCCUCACGAUGCUCCUGUGACCUACGAUGCGUUGAUGAAGUUUGAGUACCUGGACAUGGCCAUUAAUGAGUCGAUGCGUCUCCUGCCAACUGCCCCCCGUCUGGAGAGGAUGUGCAAGAAGACUAUAGAGCUCAAUGGAAUCACCAUUCCUAAAAACACUCUGGUCGGUAUUCCUACAUACGUUCUGCACAGGGAUCCACAGCUCUGGGAGUCUCCUGAAGAGUUCAGACCUGAGAGGUUCAGUCCUGAGAAUGAAAUCAGCCCCUACAAGUUUAUGCCGUUUGGUCUCGGGCCUCGUAACUGUGUUGGAAUGAGGUUUGCUGUGAUGAUCAUGAAACUGGUGAUAGUGAAGCUGCUGCAGAACUUCAGCGUGGAGACGUGCAAAGAGACGCAGAUUCCCAUUCAGCUUAAUGCUCUUUUUCAACCAAAGGUUCCCGUGACUCUGAAGUUUGUUCCAAGAACUCACAAUGAGGAAUAGUUCACCAUGAUUUCACCCUGUCUGUGAUUGCGAUGCUCUAAUAAUCACAUUUUCACUUUAAGUUUUACUUCGUAUCCCUUGGCUGUAUUGUGAGUGUCAAAUGCAGCAAUUUUUUUAAAUGUUUUAUACAGUGGAACCUCAGCAUACGAAUGCCCUCCCUUGUGAAUUUUCAUCUUAAGAAUUGAAAUUUUGCAUCGGCAUAUGAACCAAACCUCGGCUAAGUUGUGCUACGGCCUGGAGCGGUCAGUACGUCAGUGGAAAGCCAACCACAGUGAUUUUAUGAAUUUUACAAAGUGUCAGCCAGUGAAAGCUGUUUUGAAAGAGUUAACCCACGAUACCAGUAUCACCUCUGGAUUGGUGGCGUGGGUGGUCUGUUCUAUUUUCAGCCCAAGCAUGGUGGCAUGACUUCCUGUGAGGAGCCUUGACAUGGAAUGCUUGGCUUGGCUCAGUUCUUUGUAAGCAGCCAUACAGUUUACAUACGCUUUGUAUUGGUCAUAUUGGUCAUAUUUCUGGAUUGUCUGAAUUUACAUUAAUUCUUAUGGAAAAAUUCAUUUCAUAUUACAAAUGUCCGCCUUAAGAACGAAUUAAAUUCGUACACCCCGAGGUUCCACUCUACAUUAUUGCUUAAUUGUAAUUUUUAUUAAGGGAUAUCAGUUGAACUCAAUAGGAAAUGUUUACGUGGAUGGAACAAGUGAUAAUCAAGAACACUUUUUUAGCAGUACAUGACAGCACACCAUAUAGGAAUCCUGAUCUCUUUUAUACUCCUGUAUUUUGCUUUUAUAUUGAUGUGAUAGGUGUUUUAAAGAGCAGAAUUCUGGCCUGUAAUUAUAUUCCUAUGGCCUCUAAAUAGUCUAUAUAGAAUAUCACUACUAUUCUGUAAAUUUAGAAUUACAGAAAAUGAUUGUGUAUAUUUUAUGUUGCCACCAUCUGCAGUACUGAAAGUUUCAGCAGGAGUUUUAUAAAUGUUAUAAUACCACUUUGGGGCUAUUUUUGUAUGCUGUUUUUUUUAACCACAUUAUUCAGAUGCUGACAUUUGCUUUCCUCCACUUUAAUAAUGUUUUGAUUAUGUUGUUCAUGCAGCUUAAAAUGUUAAAUUUCUGAUUCUUAUUUGCAGCAAUAAAAAGUAAAAAAAA
This is a messenger RNA of Hemibagrus wyckioides, 2825 nucleotides long. Its product is annotated as cytochrome P450 3A40-like. Lineage: Eukaryota; Metazoa; Chordata; Actinopteri; Siluriformes; Bagridae. Gene Ontology annotation, molecular function: steroid hydroxylase activity; heme binding; oxidoreductase activity, acting on paired donors, with incorporation or reduction of molecular oxygen. The transcript has 14 exons. Bases 184 to 1692 code for a protein of 502 amino acids. The record is from RefSeq and is a predicted model, not a curated record.